UUUUUUCCCAUAAUAACCACUGACACUGUUUGCAUAUACAAGUAUAAGAAAAGAAACAGACAAUAGCACAAGUGUUAGUACAGCGAGAGAGCAGCAGGACACUGUGUUUUACAAGAAAAAGAAAAUUAAACCAUGUAAUUUGGAACUGUCCCUACAAAGGCCCUGCUAAAUGAAACACACUCAAAGACGGCCGCAACCCAAGAGGAGGUGCUGAGAAUGAGUCCAAAUAUUUGUUGGCUGUGUAAGUUAUUCAGAGAUGAUGAAAAUGGAAUCACUUCUAAAUUGUCUUUGGAGGAAGUACUACAGUGGUCCCAAUCUUUUGAAAAGCUGAUAGCUAAUAAAUAUGGAACUAUAAUCUAUAGGACCUACCUGAAGACUGAACACAGUGAGGAAAACAUUGAAUUCUGGCUUGCAUGUGAGACUUACAAGAAGACUGCAUCACAGAAGAAAAGAAAUGCUAUGGCCAAGAAACUUUUUAAAGAUUAUAUUCAACCCCACGCUCCUAAAGAGAUUAAUAUUGACAGUCCUGCAAGGGAAGCCAUUACCAGGAAUAUUCAAAAACCAACUCAGUCCUGUUUUGAUGAAGCUCAGAAAAUUGUUUACAUGCAUAUGGAAAGGGACUCAUAUCCCAGGUUUCUUGGAUCAGAUAUCUAUCAAAAACUUAAGCUUCAGACUGACAGGAAUGAUUCACUGAUACAUUAAAGAAAAAGACUGAAGACUUGGAAAAGAUUUUCUUCUAGUUAAUGUUUCUAUAUGCUAAAGUAAACAAAACAGAAGAAGUGGUAUUCUGGAUGUAUUUGCAUGACAAAUAAAGAUAGUAUAGUCUUACAUUGAUAUUAUACCUGAUCGGGAAUGCAUGCCCAUCCUCCUCCUGCACCUCAUAAAAUUUCAAAUUAAUUUCUGAAUUUCAAUUUGGAUCAAACACUGAAAAACAUGAGACCAAUCAACCAACCCUUCCCCAUCCAAAUAUCAGUCAUAAUGCAAGAAUUAUGAUUUGGAAAUACCACCAUGCCUUAUGGGUACUUAAUGUUAUCAUUCCUGUAGACAGCCAGGAUUCCUGUUUAAGUAGAUAUUCCACAAAGCACCAUGGUCUCAGCAAAAGGAGAAAAGCUACAGUACCUCAUAAAAAGUUAAUUGUUAUAUUUCAUCAUGGACAAUUUUGCUCAUCUGGAGAGCCUGAACCAGAGAGAGAAGGUGUUAAACACCCAUAUGACAAGUCCCCACAUGACAAGUCAUAGAUUCAUAGAUGCUAGGGUAGGAAGGGACCUCAACAGAUCAAGCCCAACUCCCUGCCUAGGCAGGAAAGAGUGCUGGGGUUAGAUGUCCCCCACCAGAUGCCUAUCCAGCCUUAAGAUGCCUAUCCAGCUAACAGUCCCCACUGUUUGUUCAUUAUUUGACAAAAUAAAAUAAAAAAUUCUGAGUAAAGCAGAUAUUUUUCACAAAAACCCCAGCUUUCAAUUUAUAAACAAUUUUGUGGAAAAUUGUGAUUCUAAUAUAUGUGUGUGUGUGUUCUCUUUAAUGUUGUUUAUAAAUACAUUAAAUUGCAUUGUUAAAACACUGUACUUGAUUACUGUAUAUUAUGAGAGAACUGAAUUGCUGUGUUAGUGCAUUUCUUUAGCAUUUUGAAUAGUACUCGAUCACUAACAAGGGAGACCAUAAUAAAAUAGGGUGGCUUUGAGAAAUGCCAAGAGGUAAGUCAGUAAAUGUAGAGAGUGUACAGUAUAGUAUGCAGAUACUGUGAAAUGUGCAUUUCAUUUUAGUUAUGAUAUAUAUAGUAUGAAACUACAAUUAGAUCUU
This is a messenger RNA of Alligator mississippiensis (American alligator), 1797 nucleotides long. It is a transcript of the gene RGS13, whose product is annotated as regulator of G protein signaling 13. Lineage: Eukaryota; Metazoa; Chordata; Crocodylia; Alligatoridae. Bases 217 to 702 code for a protein of 161 amino acids. The record is from RefSeq and is a predicted model, not a curated record. The transcript is spliced from 5 exons.